Paramecium tetraurelia is the source of this 561-nucleotide messenger RNA. RefSeq lists its product as uncharacterized. The record is from RefSeq and is a predicted model, not a curated record. Gene Ontology annotation, cellular component: cytoplasm; nuclear exosome (RNase complex). Gene Ontology annotation, molecular function: RNA binding. Gene Ontology annotation, biological process: RNA processing. NCBI's taxonomy places the organism in Eukaryota, Ciliophora, Oligohymenophorea, Peniculida, Parameciidae. The transcript has 2 exons.
AUGUAAAAAGUAUAUUUUCCUGGUGAAUUAAUAAAGCAUAAGAAUGAAUUAUAAAGUGGGAUUGGAACCUAUGUGAAAGAUGAUAAAAUAUUUGCAUCAAUGAAGGGAAGUCUAACUAUGAAUGAAUAACUGAUAUCCAUAUUCCCAUCCCAUCAAUAAGAUCCAGAAUUAAAAAUAGGUGCCAUCAUAAUUGGCUAAGUCAACAGCAUUCGAGAAGACAGAGUAUUUGUUAGGAUUUUAAAGAUAAAUGGAGUGAAAGUUAAUAACUACAUAGAAGGUGUAUUGAGAAAAUAAAACAUAAGAUCACAUGAGAUUGACUUGUUGGAAAUGAAUAAAUGCUACUUGCCAGGAGAUAUCAUAAAGGCAAGAAUGAUCUCUUAUGGAGAUUCAUUGAAAUUGUAUCUGAGUACAGCAGAGGAUGAAUUAGGAGUACUUUUUGCUAAACACUAAGAAACACAGAAAUUAAUGAUUCCCUUAUCCUGGGAUGAAAUGCUUUGUGUAGAAAGCGGUUUGAAGGAGAAAAGGAAAGUAGCUAAGCCUAAUUUCAAUUAAUUGGUCUGA